AUGGGCUCCGUGCUGCCCGGCCCCUCUCUGGGCCUGAAGUCCGUCUUCAAGCCGCAGCAGCAGCAGCUCUCCCUGGCCGAUGUCAUCACCUCCGACAUCCUGCACAGCUUCCUGUACGGCCGGUGGAGGCACGUGCUGGGCGAGCAGCACCACCUGCACCCGCACGAGGACCGCAGCGCCCCGAGCGCGAGCCCCAAGACCGCGUUCACCGCCGAGGUCCUCGCGCAGUCCUUCUCCGGAGAGGUGCAGAAGCUGUCGAGCCUGGUUCUCCCGAGCGAGGUGAUCAUCGCUCAGAGCUCCGUGCCAGGAGAAGGUUUGGGGAUCUUCUCGAAGACGUGGAUUAAAGCAGGAACAGAGAUGGGACCGUUCACCGGACGUCUGAUUUCCCCUGAACACAUCGACCUGUACAAGAACAACAACCUCAUGUGGGAGGUGUUUAACGAGGACGGGACGGUCCGAUAUUUCAUCGACGCGAGUCAGGAGGACCAGAGGAGCUGGAUGACGUACAUCAAGUGUGCGAGGAACGAGCAGGAGCAGAAUCUGGAGGUGGUGCAGGUCGGCAGCAGCAUCUUCUACAAGGCCGUGGAGACGAUUCCUCCGGACCAGGAGCUCCUCGUGUGGUACGGAAACUCCCACAACACGUUCCUGGGAAUACCGGGAAUACCUGGAGGAGACGAAGAGCAGACCAAGAAGACAAAGACAGAUGAGUUCCACACCUGUGAAGGCUCCUCCUCCUCUUCCUCCUCCUGCUCUUCCUCCUCCUCUUCCUCCUCCUCCAUCAGUGUUGGUCGCAUGCGUUGUGUAAUCUGUCAUCGCGGGUUCAACUCCCGCAGCAACCUCCGCUCUCACAUGAGGAUUCACACGCUGGACAAACCCUUCGUCUGCCGCUUCUGCAACAGACGCUUCAGCCAGUCGUCGACUCUGAGGAAUCACGUGCGCCUGCACACCGGAGAGCGACCGUACAAGUGCCUCGUCUGCCAGUCCGCCUACUCCCAGCUGGCCGGGCUGCGCGCGCAUCAGAAGAGCGCCCGGCACCGGCCAUCUGCAGACGCCAAUGCUAAGGCUAACGCCAUCGCUAUCGCUAACGCCGCCGUGGGAGGAGGGAACAUGAUGGUGCACUCCCCUCAGAAUCACCCCCCCCAGCUGAGCAUGCCUCACCCAGCCUCUCUGGUUCACCACAUCCCCACCAUGGUGCUGUGAGAGGCAUCACUGAACAAGAGCUACUGAAUUAUACAUUUGUCAGCAGUUUUAAACACGUUGUUAAAGUUGUAAAUUGAAAACAGAUCAACAAAAAAGCUGGCUAGGUUUAGCUCAAUAUUAUGGUUGAAACUAUUGAUCAAUCAACGCUAAAAAUGACAUGCUUGUUGAACUAAACUCCAUCCAGUCACAGUUGAAGGGUAACGUUACGUAUCUUAUCCCGGGUAACGUCAGAAACCGUAGAAGUUCUGGUUAAAGUUGUACUAUUGAAAACAGAUCAACAGAUGUUUUAAUUCCUCCUGGCUAGGUUCAGCUAAACUUCGUGGUUCGCCUUCCAAGAGGUACGUUUAAUAUGUGACGGACGAACAUUGAGCCAGAUUAUUCGUACAUCAUGAAUCCUCUGACGUUACCAUUCACCGAACCUGCAUCGUUGGAGCAAAGAAACCCUGGCUAGGUUUAGAUAAAGAUUUUGGUUUGGCCUUAGAGUACUCUUUUGAAGUACCCGAAUACUGACGUUCCCAUUGAACUAAAGUCCAUCCAGUCGCAGACGAAGGGUAACGUUACGUAUCUUAUCCCUCAGAAACCGUAGAAGUUUGAACACGUGGUUUUGGUUGUAAAUGGAAACAAGACUACUUGGUUGAGACAACAUUGGGUUUCGGCCAUAUACCCCCCAUGGUGCUGUGAGAGGGCAGACAUGAGUCACAGCAGAACAAUAACUAGUGAAUUAUACAUUUGAACCAAACUGCGUCCUCAAUAACCGUAAAGGGUAACGUCAGCAGUUUUAAAAAACGUGGUUAAAGUUGUAAAUUGAAAAAGAUCAACAGAUCUUUAAAUCCGGUUGAACUAAACAUCGUGGUUUGAAACAUAUUUAAAAAAAGCCAGAUUAGUCGUACGUCAUGAAUCCUCUUACGUUCCCAUUCAACGAACCUGCAUCAUUGUCCUUGGUAUCGGCCAGUAAACCCUUUCCUCUAGCGUUGGCUAUAAAUGACGAUUGAUCACCGUUGUUUACGUGCGUGCAGCAUCGUGCCACAUGUAUGUCUGCAUUAGGACACAGUGACAUCACGCUUCAGUAGCUUUAAGGUGUUAGUGUACACACCUAAGAUUAUAUCGCACCAUAUUGGGUGCCAA
Trematomus bernacchii (emerald rockcod) is the source of this 2325-nucleotide messenger RNA. It is a transcript of the gene prdm12b, whose product is annotated as PR domain containing 12b. The record is from RefSeq and is a predicted model, not a curated record. Gene Ontology annotation, biological process: neurogenesis. Gene Ontology annotation, molecular function: histone methyltransferase binding. NCBI's taxonomy places the organism in Eukaryota, Metazoa, Chordata, Actinopteri, Perciformes, Nototheniidae. The transcript is spliced from 6 exons. Gene Ontology annotation, cellular component: nucleus. The coding region runs from base 1 to 1200 and encodes 399 amino acids.